Molecule: messenger RNA, 496 nt
Organism: Acaromyces ingoldii
Lineage: Eukaryota; Fungi; Basidiomycota; Exobasidiomycetes; Exobasidiales; Cryptobasidiaceae
Exons: 2
Coding region: 97-381 (94 amino acids)
Source: RefSeq, a predicted model, not a curated record
CUCCAAGCACUACUUACCUCAGUCGACGACGACUUCGCGCCGAUCACUGCUCUUGCAGCAACAGGACAGGCAGAGUAAAAAAACAGAGGAUUGACCAUGUCGUGGGCCCAGCGAUUUCUCCCGCUGGCCGUGGCGUCAUCCAUCGGCAUCAUCUCUGGCGUCUACAUCUUUGACCCAAUCGUCCGGCAGUACACCGUCGACGCGGGUCUUGCGCCUGAGCACCGCGCCCUGCUCCGCCCAAAUCCCGACGAUGCAGCAGAAGGAGCACAGCAGAGCGGUGGAAAGAGCGGCGGAGAACUGCAACGAGAACUGAACGCCGCCAUUCCGAGAGAGCUAGGCCAGGACACGAAGGGGCAACAGCAGCAGCAAAAGGUCGUCUAAGAAAAGCGCCGAGAUACAAGAUCAUGUGGGGCCCUCAGGACUGAAGCAAGAAUGCAGUGGCUGGAUGAAGCUCUCAAUGUAUAUUUAUUGUCCGUAGAGGUGUGCGAGAACGAGG